Messenger RNA from Drosophila busckii, 1996 nucleotides. Its product is annotated as putative fatty acyl-CoA reductase CG8306. Gene Ontology annotation, molecular function: alcohol-forming very long-chain fatty acyl-CoA reductase (NADP+) activity. The coding region runs from base 373 to 1923 and encodes 516 amino acids. Gene Ontology annotation, biological process: long-chain fatty-acyl-CoA metabolic process. The transcript is spliced from 7 exons. Gene Ontology annotation, cellular component: peroxisome. NCBI's taxonomy places the organism in Eukaryota, Metazoa, Arthropoda, Insecta, Diptera, Drosophilidae. The record is from RefSeq and is a predicted model, not a curated record.
CCGGCAAACGUGCAAGUUGUGAAUUUUUUAGUGUUGAGAGCACGCGCUUCUUAGCCAGAGAAAGAGACGAGAGCCUCGUAUAAAUCAACGUAACUGUUCAACUGUACGCUGGUGUGCAUGUAUGUGUGAGUUUUGUUUACUGCUGCAGCAAACAGCGAAGCUAAAACAAACAAGAGCCCCAACACCAGAGUGAAAGAGUCAGCAGCAACGUAAAAAGAAAUAAAAAUAUAAAAGAAGCUGAGCCGAGUACACGUUGAAGCAAAGAGAAAUUCUUUUAUAUUCAUUCUAAGCGCUAUAUAUAGAGCAAGAAACGUUCCAGAGCUAAAACCCCAAAAGCUUUGCAAUUAUUUAAGCACCUGCUGCUAAACAACAAUGGCCAGCAGUCACAUAACAGAUUUCUAUGCGGGACGCAAUGUGUUCAUUACGGGCGCCACGGGCUUUGUGGGCGUCACCAUUGUGGAGAAGCUGCUGCGCGAUAUUCCCAAUGUGGGCACGCUUUACCUGCUGAUGCGCGCCAAGAAGGGCAAGAGCGUGAAGGAGCGUCUGGAGGAGCUGAAGAAGAACAGCGUCUUUGAUCGCUUCAAGGAGCUGCAGCUGGAGGAGCGUUUGUCGAAAAUAGUGCCCAUUGAGGGUGAUGUGGGCCUGGAGCACUUGGGCAUUUCACCCAAGGAUCGCCAAACGCUUGUCGACAAUGUUAAUGUGGUGUUUCAUUCAGCCGCCACUCUGGACUUUUUCCAGUCGCUGAAGGAGACAACGAAUAUUAAUUUGCGUGGCACACGUCGCGUUGUGGAGCUUUGCCAGCAAAUACGCCAGUUGGAUGCUCUGGUGCAUGUAUCCAGUGCAUAUGUAAAUGCUUACAUAACCGAGGUUGAGGAGAAGCUGUAUCCAUCACCAGAUGAUCCAGAGAAGAUUAUACAGCUGGCCGAAACGCUCAACGAUGAGGCGCUCAAGGAGCUGGAGCCAAAGCUGCUUAAGGAUCAUCCCAAUACUUACACGUUUACCAAGCAUCUUGCCGAGCAUGAGGUGGCCAACACAGCCACGCGCUUCCCUUGCGGCAUUGUGCGUCCCAGCAUGAUCACUGCUGCCUGGAAGGAGCCACUGCCUGGCUGGACCAUCUCCAAGAACGGCCCACAGGGCUUCUUUAUGGGCGCCUCCAAGGGCAUUUUGCGUCGCCUGCCGCUGGAUCCCACCAUUAUUAUGGAUUAUAUACCCAUUGAUGUCGUUGUCAAUGGCAUCAUUACCACUGGCUACUACGUAAAUGCGCUCAAAGCUAAAAAUGGUGGACGACCCGCUGAGCUGCAAAUCUUCCAUUUGACAUCUAGCACAUAUAAGCCCUUCCGCUUUGAGUUUUUGGCUGACAAGAUCAAUGGCUAUUUGCAUGAUUAUCCACUGAACAGCGCUGUCUGGUAUCCCAAUCUGCGUUUGGUCAAGAGUUUGCUGCUUUUCCGUAUUGGCGCCAUACUCUUUCACUUUAUACCAGGAUUCUUUCUCGACUUGAUAACUAAAAUUGGCGGUGGCAGGCCCAUCUUGAUGCGUUUGCAUAAGAACGUUUGGAACUCACUGAACACUUUGGAGCGUUUCAUCUUUACGGAAUGGCAUUUUGAUAGCAAACAUUUACUUGCGCUUUCCAAGUCGCAAGAUGCACAGGAUAAAAAGAAGUUCUUCAUUGACAUUGGUGAGCUGGCUUGGGAUGAGUACUUUGCCAACACCAUUCGUGGUGUGCGCCAAUAUCUCUCCAAGGAAUCGCCAAAGAAUCUGGAAAAGGCCCGUCGCAAGGACAAAAUUUUGCUGGGUAUGCAUGUGGCGCUGCAGCUGCUCUUCUACUAUGGCGUCUUUAAACUUAUUAUUGGCAUUACCGGCAUUUCAAGCGCCAAAGCGGCACUGGUAUUGCCCAUUUUCUAUUAUCUCUUUGGACUGAUUUAAAUCUCUUUUGUACUUACUAAUAGUUUUCAAAUUUAUCAAUACUAUUUAUCAAUUUUGGUUUGGUAUAUCAUCU